Molecule: messenger RNA, 4709 nt
Organism: Periconia digitata
Lineage: Eukaryota; Fungi; Ascomycota; Dothideomycetes; Pleosporales; Periconiaceae
Source: the annotation of a GenBank genome assembly
CUCCACUCAUCACUAUACAAAUCCCACGAUACGACAACGACACCCUACCUACCUUUCCACGCACUCGGGCUCCAUCCAUGCAGACACCGCGCCUCCGUCGCCGAUCCACGACGCACGCUUCCAUCUCUACCACCACCGCCAUCAUCGCCAUCGCCGCCGCCGCCGCCGCCGACCCUCCUGCCGCACCGUUGGGCACAACACCGGACGGCACAAGUGUCGGCGUCGACAUUGGUUGCACACCCGCCUCACAAUAAUAGAAGAUGGUUUCGCACCCGUCCAAGCAGUCUGUACACCCACAAUCGCAUCUGUACGCAAAGAAGACGUCGUCGUCGUCCUCCUCGUCCUCCUCCGCUUCGGCCUCGGCGCCGUCCAAUGCCCGCGCCCCCAGCCGUGAUGGGAGGCCCAGUCGCGAGGGCUCCGCCCAACGCGCUGCUCAAAACAUUGCCGGCCUGCAGGACUACCAGCUGGGCGACUGUCUAGGCAAAGGUGCCUUUGGGAGCGUCUACCGCGCUCUGAACUGGGGCACCGGCGAAACGGUGGCUGUCAAGCAGGUGCGCCUGGAGAAUCUGGGUGUCGCCGACCUCAAGACCAUCAUGCUGGAAAUCGACCUCCUCAAAAACCUGAGUCACGAGAACAUUGUGCGCUACAAUGGCUUCGUCAAAAGUCCCGAGAGCUUGUACAUCAUCCUCGAGUAUUGCGAAAACGGCUCUCUGCACUCCAUCUGCAAGAACUUUGGCAAGUUCCCCGAGAACCUGGUCGCCUUAUACAUGUCUCAAGUACUCAAUGGCCUGCUGUACUUGCACGAACAAGGUGUCAUUCACCGCGAUAUCAAGGGUGCCAACAUUUUGACCACAAAGGAGGGUUUGGUCAAGUUGGCCGAUUUCGGUGUAGCCACCAGGCAGUCUGGCCUGGAUCAGUCGAGCGUCGUCGGUACACCCUACUGGAUGGCUCCGGAGGUCAUUGAACUAUCUGGCGCGACAACCGCUUCCGAUAUCUGGAGCGUGGGUUGCACCGUUAUUGAGCUCAUCGAGGGCAGACCGCCAUAUCACAAGCUCCAGCCCAUGCAAGCACUGUUCCGCAUCGUCAACGACGAUCACCCGCCCAUCCCUGGCAGUGCUUCCAAAUAUCUCGACGAUUUCCUGAUGGAGUGUUUUCAGAAGAAUCCAAACUUGCGCAUUGACGCGAGGCGCCUGCUUAAGCAUCCGUGGAUUCUGAGCGCUAAACGCCAAGUCUUUACCGUUCCGACCAACAAGGAAGCCAUAAAAUCAGUGCAGCACUGGAACGAGGUCCUCAAGUCCCCGCAGUCCCUCAAGCGGGGCUCCCGUCUGGCUUCAGGAUCGUAUGCCGAAAGCCCAAAGUCUGCUUCGCCUGCUGGUCUUUCGUCGCGCAAGCCGGCGCCAGUUCAGAAUCUUCAAAUUCCCAGACACCGCCCGACUGCAGACUCGUUCCGAUCGCCCGACAUGGACAGAGAUGACAAUUGGGAUGACGAUUUUGCCGAAAGCAUUUCCCCAGGAGCGUUCCACCAACCCCACCUUAAACCUCAAGACAAUUUCGCUGGCCUUUUCUCGAGCGAUCGGCUCAAGGCCUACGCCAGUUUCGAUUCUGUUGCUGAGGAGCCUUCCAACAUGGACAAUGAAGCCACGGUGAAGAGCCCGCUCAACUUGCAACACCUGCGCGGCAUGAAUAACUUGUUCGCCACCAAUAACUCAUCAAAGUCAUCUUCAUCAAGAACACGAGUCGCCGAUUCACGCUCUACAUCUUCAUCUACUGUUAUAGAUGACCACAAUCAAGCUCAGCCCAGAACGGCGUUUCUUCGUGGCAUGCCCAAAUCUUCACACGGCAAGACUCAACCCUCUGCGCUCAAACAGCGCCCAUCGCAGAAAUUCAGAGAGAACACAGUGGAGGACUACUCGGAUUUGACCCCUGCCGAUGAAGAUGCCUUCAGACUCAAACUGAGGGCUAUGCAGGGCGCUCAUCCGUCGUCAGUCCUACAUGAAUCUUCCAACGGCGCGAUGACAAGCUCACCUGCAGAGCUUUACUCACCCCAGCUUUUCCAUCCCAGCGAUUUGAAGAUGGCUCCCAAAUCAACCCGAAGCAAAAACAGUGGCAGUGCGAGACAACGGACGGCGUCAUCGACGUCGAAACGCAAAAUGCAGCGGUCCCAGUCCGAAAUUGAGAUGCAAAAGUAUGCCGAGGAUGAUCGUGAUGACUUCUCAGAUGUUUUUGGCGACAUAAGAGCAAGCAAAGCAGAGAGUGACAGCGGUUCGGAGCAUAGCAGCAUGGCUAUGAUCACAUCGAAAAUGUCUUCUUCAUUUAUGAUUGCUGAGGAUGACGAUCUCGAUCCCUUUGCCAACAUGGAUGAAGGGUUGGAGAACAUCAACCUCGAAAACAAUGUUGCGCGCGACCGUGACGACCGAUUGGUGAAGCAGACUGAGAGCCUAGUCGGGUGUUUGAAAAUGUCUCAACCUGACGAAUUACUGUUCGAUUACGCCGACCAGCUCCUACAAGUGCUGUACGAAUCCCCAGACAAACGCUCGAUAGUGUUGCGUUCCCAUGGAAUGCUGCCUAUAUUGGAGAUCCUGGGCGCUAAGCCCCCGAACGAAGUCGUCCUGCCACUACUCAAAAUCAUCAAUCUGAUUAUCCACGAAGAUGGCGACACUCAAGAGUCAUUGGCAUUCUUGGGCGGCACCCCCAUCAUCUGCGACUAUGCAUCCAAGAAGUACCCCAGCGACAUAAGAAAAGAAGCUGCCGCCUUUGUCCGACAAAUGUAUACCACAAGCGCUCUGACGUUGCAAAUGUUCAUCGGCUGUGGUGGCAUCAAUCAUUUGGUAGAGUUUCUGGAAGAGGAUAUUGACACAGAGCGCGACCUAGUGUUGAUAGGCGUGAAUGGAGUGUGGAGUGUUUUCAAUCUACAAGGUUCCACUCCCAAGAACGAUUUCUGUCGAAUAUUCUCACGCAGCUCUGUUCUGUAUCCACUUUCCUUGGUGUUGAAUCGAGUCGUUGGCGAAAAGGAUGAGCUGGCGCAACUGGUCCAGGGCCGCAUUGUCAGCAUAUUUCUCAUCUUUUCGCAAGCGGAGAGUUACGUGAAGGAACUGGUGGCAGAUCGCAUGAUCUUGAAGCGUGUGCUAAAGGACUUGCCAAAGAUGUCGUCGCUUCACCAAGUCACAAUGCUCAAAUUCAUCAAGAAUCUCUCUAUGCUGUCUUCCACUCACGAAGCUCUCCAAAAUUCCAACGCAAUUGACAUCUUGAUUGACCUCCUCAAAGAUACCCGCCACCAAAAGAACUCGCGGGAGAUCUCAAACCAGGUUCUGAAUACCAUGUACAACCUCUGCCGACACAACAAGAGUCGACAGGAGGAAGCUGCUCUCUCGGAUGUCAUACCCCUGCUGAAGGAAGUUGUUACUGGGGGCGGACCUUUGAAAGAGUUUGCAUUGCCUAUACUUUGUGAGCUUGCACAUAGCGGCAAAGUGGCAAGGAAGAUGCUAUGGCAAGCACAUGGCUUGCAAUUUUACAUUUCCAUGCUCGCAGAUCGAAACUGGCAGGUCACUGCUUUGGAUGCAAUUUUCGUGUGGCUCCAAGAAGAGACUGCACGCGUGGAACAAUGCCUUCUUUCGUCAAAUUUCAGUACGGCAAUCAUCUCAUCAUACACCUCGCCUGAGAUGUCGCAAUCCAGCUUCGAGAGUAUGCUUGAUCCUCUUCAGAAGCUGGUUCGACUUUCUCCUCCCAUUGCAGCCUCACUUGCGGUGCCUGAAUUAUUCACUCGUACCGUGCAAAAGUUGGGACACAAGGACGCCGUAACGCGGGUCAACCUCCUCCGUAUUUUGCGCACUAUUUGCGACGCCAUCGAGGACGAUUGCACAUUGAUCAAACAGUUUCGCGUUUACGAACCGAUUCUGGAUCUAUCGCGACAUGACCCAGCUGUUCUAGUCCGGCAGAUGGCCGAGGAUAUGGUGCGUUCCUGCGAUGAUAUAGGCAAGCGCAGUACGUCCCGCGCGGCGGGCUUCCGCCGGCCUGCAUCUAGCGCUGGUACACGAGCUGGCUCUGGUUCAAGUAAUGGUUCGACCCUCGUGACAGGCAUGACACCGCCUACGCCAACCAGCCUCAAAAGCACAUUCGCACUACCAUCCAUGCCUCCUACCCCUAGUCUUGUUGUAAGCAAUGGUCGUGAACGGAUUGGAAGAAGUCAUUCUACGGCUGGAAUAUGGGACCUUGAAGAGGAACCAUCUCCUCGCAAUGGUGGCAUGAAGCCUCCUGCGCUUGUGCGUUCAUCGACUGCUGUUCCUGCGUUGGCAGUACCUCCGUUGCCAUCAUCGCCAUCCGUUCCACUCACCUCACGCACUUCAAGCCGUCCGUCAACCCGCGACUCAUCAUCUUCUUCCUCAUCAUCUUUCGCCCGUCUUGAAGCUAGCAAAGACCCAACCGGUCGUUCUUCUCGUUUACCAAAGGCCCGACAAGGGCGACUUAGCGAGGCUGUGAGUCGGCGUCGCCAGUCACAGGUCAGCAAUCCAGGCACUGGCGAAGAGAAUAGUAGACCUGGCACUGCUGGAGCGGGCACUUCUAGCUCAAACAGCACGCCGCUUCCACGUUUGCAGAUUGUGAGACGCAGACGCGAAACCAGUGGUGGUGAGAUGUCAUCCGGGGGUGUUGUCCCGGUCACGACUGCGGUCGGUACUCCCGGGCCUACGAGGAGAAAAAACACGGGAGAUUAG